UCGGAAGUUAAGCCGGAACUUGUGUUACCCUGCGGAGUCCAUCCAAUAUUCAUCUUUUUUACACACAGGUCUCCCCUAUUCUAUUUAGGUAGGUGUAGUCUUGCUCAUAUCGCAUCGAAAGAACCGGCCUUCAAUAUAAAUACAGACUUUUUUAUCAACGAGAAUUAUACACUUUUUUAUCUAUCUACGUGUAAUCAUGCCGCAUGCUGCAACGCCACCACCCCCUUCAACUCCUCUUUACGUCAACGAUGGCUUGUUCGAUGAAGACCAAGUCGGCUUCCUCCGACCUUCGUCCCCAUCCGAACCCCUAGACGACCUCCGUCAGCGCUUCGAGCGGGAUGGCUAUCUGUUUCUGAAGGGCCUCAUCCCUCGCGAUGAUGUCCUCAAAGCCAGAGAAGCUUAUUUUAAUCUUUUAGCCCCCAGCGGAGUUCUUGCUCCGGGGACACUCCCGGUUGAGGGUGUAUUUGACGGUAACAAGGACAAGUUGGACUUCCCGGGAAUGGUACCUGGCUCUACAGAUGGCAAUGGGCGCCCGCGUGGUGGCAUUUUCGUCGACCUCGCUCUGCAAGCCCACGCAGAGCCCUGGUAUAAGGACGAGUUCUGCAAACAUCCGGCAUUGCGCUCCUUCAUCGCCAGUCUCACGGGGUGGGGAGAAAAUACUCUCGGCCUGACUAGGUCCCUCCUAAGAAACAACACCCCACACAAUAAAGCAAUUGGCGUGCAUUAUGACCAGAUCUUCCUCCGUCACGGCGAAGAUACUAGCAUGACUGCAUGGGUGCCCAUGGGCGAUAUUUCCUUAGAUGGUGGUGGCUUGAUCUACUUGGAGAAUGGGCACACGCUUGGCCGGGAGUUGGAGAAGGAUUUCUAUGACCGAGCUAAGCAGACAGGACUGACAGAGGCUGAGGCGAAGGACGCAUUCAAUAAGAACAUGAUGAGCGGGGGCUUACUGGCAGACGGUCCAAAAGAUUUCGGUAAAGUAUACGGACGGAGAUGGCUGGUUACGGACUAUGAGGCCGGCGAUGUCGUGCUGCACACGCCUUAUACGAUCCAUGCUUCGACAAUCAACAAAGAUCCGAAGAAUGUUAUUCGGCUCGGUACGGACUUAAGAUUUGUCAACUCAUCUAGGCCGUAUGAUACACGAUGGGUCAAUAUUUACACCUUUGGGGAUGGUGUAUAGUAUAGAGUAGUCGUAGUUACCUAGGUACGGAUUAACCGAACACAUUAUUUCCUUAACUCCGGGGCGUCGUGCGAGUGUCAUAUAUCCACCCAACUGGUUUAUGAGAUACAAGACCCAAUCAGAACAGAGUAAGGCAACUAUUAGCAACUACAUCCCGGUUUAAUUAGUUAAUGUACUGCACAUGGCAAAAGUACCUAGGUGCCAGGUGCUUACGCCAACCUCAAGUUUUAUCUUCAUAAUAAUCGCUUGAAGGAGUAUAGUGUAGGAAGGUGUGUCGACCCUAGGAGAUAAUAGGCUCUCCAAGAACACUAAAGAAUAUACUG
Hypoxylon trugodes is the source of this 1500-nucleotide messenger RNA. RefSeq lists its product as uncharacterized. The record is from RefSeq and is a predicted model, not a curated record. The transcript is spliced from 4 exons. NCBI's taxonomy places the organism in Eukaryota, Fungi, Ascomycota, Sordariomycetes, Xylariales, Hypoxylaceae. Bases 197 to 1177 code for a protein of 326 amino acids.